AUGGUACUGCAACUCACGGUGCCAGAAGUGCAGAGAACUAGACGUAUACUGUGUACGAAGAAAACAACGAAACUCUUGGAGCCCUAUAUCUCGGAAUGUCAUACUACUGUACAAUAUCCAAAUGACAAACUAUCAAAAGUUAGACCUUUACUCGAACACCUGAGAUCCAAAUUCAAAGAAAUCCCCAUGACUGAAUAUCUAUGUGUAGAUGAGCAGAUGGUACCUUUCAAGGGGAAUUCAUCUAUGAAACAAUAUAUUCCUAAGAAACCACAUAAACGUGGAUACAAGAUAUUUGUUUUGGCAGAUGAUAUGGGAAUGGUGUAUGAUUUCAUGCCAUAUGUUGGUAAAAUAGAGCCUGUAAAUAAUCCAAUUGUUCCAGAUCUGAAACCAAGUGCUAACUCGGUGCUCCAUCUUGCUGAGUCCAUACCCCCCUUCAAGAAUCACAAAUUAUAUUUUGAUAAUUGGUUUACCUCCCUCCCUCUCAUAGAUCACUUAGCUUCACGGGGUAUAUGGUGUAGUGGGACUCUUCAACAAAACAGAUUACAAAGCCUGACGUUCAAAUCAGAUAAGCAACUUCAAGCUUAUGGGCGUGGGUCUCAUGAUGAAUGGGAAACAGUGUAUGAGGAUGGUAACAAAAUAACAGCUCUGAAAUGGUUUGACAACAAAGCAGUGCAUCUUGUAUCUACAUUUGCCACUUCAUUCCCAUUCGACAAGUGCACAAGAUUUGACAGAAAAAUAAAAGAAAGAGUAGAAGUUGCUAGACCAUUCAUUGUCAAGGACUACAAUACACAUAUGGGUGGGGUAGAUUUACAUGAUCAGCUGAUGGCUUAUUAUAGGAUGGCAUUCAGAUCAAGAAAAUAUUACCAAAGGCUAAUUUUUCAUAUGAUAGACAUGACAGUGGUAAACUCUUGGUUACUUUAUAGAAGAGAGGCAAACCACUUGGAGGUACCUAAGAGGAAGCAAAUGUCCCUGUGUGAAUUCAAGCUCAAACUUGCAGAUUCUCUUUUGCUAAGUGGAAAAAGUAGAGGUAAAAAGAGACCGUCGAGUAAUGUAACAAAUGCUGCAUACAUUACCAAGAAAAAAAACUGGGAGAGCAACUAA
This is a messenger RNA of Penaeus monodon (black tiger shrimp), 1101 nucleotides long. Its product is annotated as piggyBac transposable element-derived protein 3-like. Lineage: Eukaryota; Metazoa; Arthropoda; Malacostraca; Decapoda; Penaeidae. The record is from RefSeq and is a predicted model, not a curated record. The coding region runs from base 1 to 1101 and encodes 366 amino acids. The transcript is spliced from 3 exons.